AUGGAAGAGCCGGCGCCAGAUGUCCGUGCAGAGCACGAGGGCGGCGAGGACACUGAGACGGAAGGGGAGGUGGAUGAGGCGGAGGCGCCGGAUCCUGAAGAGAUGCGGGCGGCCCUGGGCGGCGUCGCCACGGGCUUGGCCGAGCAGCUCACGACGAUCACCCAGGAGGUGAACAAGAUUCGCGAGGAGCUUUACGGUGACAAUGGCAUCGGUGGCAUCGCACAGGAGCUUGAGAAAAUGAAAGCCGGAAGCCUCGGAAACCUCCUCGAGGACACAGACCUUCCUAUCUCCGAAGGUGUGAGACAAAGGGCGAACGCAACGCAAGACACCAAGCCAAAGGGCGCGGGCCCGGGUCGAGGAGCUCCCUUCUCUCUCGAGCGCGAGCGGAAGCUCGAGGAGCUCAGGCGAAGGAUUGAGGACCGGCACACACGAGAGAAAAAGCCCGAAGGGCUUGGCUUCAUGGAGUGGAUCGUGAUCAUCUUCGUGAUGUUCGUGAUCGCCUACACCGCACUGCCUUCAUUCCGUGUACAGGUGAGACAAACAUUUCAAGAGCUUGUUCUCGGUGAGGUGCCAGAGGCAGUGGAAGAGGUGCAAGACUUCGGUGCCAUGGUAGAGGAAGACACAGACUCCUUCUUUUGA
Molecule: messenger RNA, 639 nt
Organism: Symbiodinium necroappetens
Lineage: Eukaryota; Dinophyceae; Suessiales; Symbiodiniaceae
Source: the annotation of a GenBank genome assembly